GGGGUGUAAAGUAGGAGGAGGGGAGACAGACUCCUAGCAGUCUCUGUGUGCUGUGGGAUAGCUUUACUUUGUGUUCUUCAAGCUGUGCUAGGGGUGUGGAGGUUAUGGCCUCUAUACUUUCAUGAAGACUCUAGUCCUAGAGCCACAACAAGAAGACCCAAUGUUAUGAUGCCCUCGCCUUGCUCUCCUGGACUGGCACCAAGUUCUGUACACGCCCUCUUUCUCCUUGUCUUCCUCUGCCCAUCAUAUACCCAGCAGAGUUCCACCGCAGUGCGAAAUCUGACUCUUGCUGUGGUCCUUCCAGAGACCAACUUGCGCUAUGCCUGGUCAUGGCCACGUAUUUCUCCAGCUCUUAAAAUGGCCAUGGAACGAGCACAAAAUGAGCUUCAGCUUUUGCCUGGGUACCAAGUGGAAUGGGCCUUCCUCACCUCUGAGCUAGAGGGGGCCUGCUCUGAAUAUGUGGCACCACUUAACGCUGUAGACCUUAAACUCUAUCGCCAUCCCGUUGUACUCUUUGGUCCAGGCUGUGUAUACCCAGCUGCUUCUGUUGCCCGAUUUGCCACCCAUUGGCGACUUCCUCUUUUUACUGCCGGCGCCUUGGCUUUUGGAUUCAAGCAAGAUGAUGAUCAAUACAACAUGACAGUGAGAACGGGACCCACAGCUAUCAAACUGGGAGAGUUUGCAUCUUAUCUCCAUGACCAUUUUAACUGGAGCUCACGGGCUGCGCUGGUUUACCAUGAUACAAAGAAAGAUGAUCGUCCGUAUUAUUUUAUCAUAGAGGGAGUCUACCUGGGACUACGUAAGGAAUUUAACAAUCUAACGGUGGAUUACCAGGUGUACCCUGAUGACGAAGAUGUGGGCAGCGUGAUACAGUUCAUAAAGAGCAAUGGUCGAAUUAUAUACAUUUGUGGGCCAUUGGAAAUGUUUCACAAAAUUAUGUUGCAAGCCCACAAGGAGAAGCUGACCAAUGGCGAUUAUGUGUUUUUCUAUGUGGAUGUUUUUGGGGAGAGUUUACGAAGAGAUGGAACCCGAGAAGCUAAAAAGCCAUGGCAGUGCAAUGAUAGCCAGGAAAUGGACAUUAAAGAGGCAUUUAAGACAGUACUUGUAAUCUCCUACCAUGAACCUGAGAAUCCAGAGUACGUAGAGUUUCAGAGGAAGCUGAUUCAGAGAGCCAAACAGGAGUUUGAGGUUGACUUGAACUAUUCUCUGGUGAGUUUUGCUGGUAUGAAUUUUAUUGCUGGCUGUUUCUAUGAUGGAGCCCUGUUGUACGCCCAUGCCCUCAAUGAAACCCUGACAGAGGGGGGUUCUGAAACAGAUGGCCUGAAGAUUGUCCAGAAAGUACGCAGUCGCAAGAUGCAAGGAAUCACCGGCACAGUGAGCAUGGAUAGCUAUAACGACCGAAACACAGACUUUGACCUGUGGUCAAUGACGGACUAUGAUAGCGGAGUGUUUCAGGUUGUUGGCCAUUACAACGGGAUCUCAAAGCAAAUUAAUUGGACUGGAAACCCCAUCAUUUGGCUGAAAGGAUCCCCUCCAUCUGACAACCCCCCUUGUGUGUUUGACACCGAAGACCCGAUGUGUGAAAAAACUCCGCUGUCCACCUUGGCUAUUGUGGCACUGGGAGCAGGUCUGACGCUGCUCAUGUUCGGAAUGUCUAGUUUCCUUAUAUUGAGGAAAUUUAUGUUGGAGAAAGAGUUGGCCAGCAUGCUUUGGAGGAUCCGAUGGGAUGAACUGCAGUUUGGGAAUUCUGAACGAUAUCACAAGUGUGCUGGGAGCCGCCUCACUCUAUCACUAAGAGGCUCCAGUUACGGUUCUUUGAUGACUGCUCACGGAAAAUAUCAAAUCUUCACCAACACCGGACACUUCAAGGGUAACGUUGUGGCCAUUAAACAUGUCAACAAGAAACGUAUCGAGCUGACAAGACAGGUCCUGUUUGAGCUAAAACAUAUGCGAGACGUUCAAUUCAAUCACCUAACGCGUUUCUUGGGCGCAUGCAUAGAUCCCCCUAACAUUUGCAUUGUGACAGAGUACUGCCCCCGAGGAAGCCUGCAGGAUAUACUGGAAAACGAGAGCAUUAACCUGGACUGGAUGUUUAGACACUCACUGAUUAAUGACAUUGUAAAGGGAAUGUGUUUUCUCCACCGCAGUAUUAUCGGCUCCCACGGGAAUCUCAAGUCAUCAAACUGUGUGGUGGACAGCAGAUUUGUUCUGAAGAUAACAGACUAUGGGCUGGCCAGUUUCCGAUCUAGUUGUGACGCUGAUGAUGUCUACGCCUUGUAUGCCAAAAAGUUGUGGACAGCCCCCGAACUGCUACGAAUGGGAAGACCCCCACCGCAGGGCACACAAAAAGGGGAUGUGUACAGCUUUGGAAUUAUUCUUCAAGAGGUUGCACUGCGCAAUGGUUGUUUCUACAUACAGGGAAUGGAUCUCAGCCCUAAAGAGAUAGUGCAAAAAGUACGUAAUGGUCAACGUCCAUAUUUCCGACCAUCCGUGGACACAAGCUGUCACAGUGAAGAACUUGGGGUUCUGAUGGAGCGUUGCUGGGCUGAGGAGCCGUUGGAGCGGCCAGAUUUUAACCAGGUCAAUGCAUACAUUUGCAAGUUCAACAAAGAAGGAAGAACCAGCAUACUUGAUAAUCUACUGUCCCGUAUGGAGCAAUACGCAAAUAACCUGGAGAAACUAGUGGAGGAGCGAACGCAGGCGUAUCUAGAGGAAAAACGCAAGGCAGAGAAUCUGCUGUACCAGAUCUUACCACAUUCUGUUGCAGAGCAGUUGAAAAGGGGGGAGACGGUCCAAGCGGAAGCAUUUGACAGUGUUACCAUUUACUUCAGUGACAUUGUAGGGUUCACAUCAAUGUCUGCGGAGAGCACCCCAAUGCAGGUGGUUACAUUACUCAAUGAUCUCUAUACCUGCUUUGAUGCCAUCAUAGAUAACUUCGAUGUUUACAAGGUAGAGACUAUAGGAGAUGCUUACAUGGUGGUAUCUGGUCUGCCAGUGCGGAAUGGGAAGCUUCACGCCAGGGAGAUUGGAAGGAUGUCGCUGGCGCUGCUGGAAGCCGUGAAAACAUUCAAAAUCAAACACCGCCCCAACAUGCAGCUACGACUACGAAUAGGGAUACAUACAGGUCCAGUGUGCGCUGGAGUAGUUGGCUUGAAAAUGCCACGGUACUGCCUGUUUGGCGACACGGUGAACACCGCAUCACGAAUGGAGUCUAAUGGUGAAGCCCUCCGGAUCCAUAUAUCUUCUGCCACCAAAGAAGUCCUGGAUGAAUUUGGCUGCUUCCUCCUGGAGCUUCGAGGAGACAUUGAAAUGAAGGGUAAAGGGAAGAUGAGGACUUUUUGGCUACUUGGAGAACGCUCUGAGGACGAUGUGAUCUGAAGUGCCUCUAACCCUGUCCAGCUCUGAAUCACACCAACUGUGGCUUGAGCUGCUCAAUAGACUGAUCUGGGUGUCGGGAUGCACCCCAGCCUAGCCACAGCCUGGCACUUCUGGGAAAACAUCGAUUACCUGGCUGGGUGGAGCACCCAAAAUCUCUCUCAUAUUUCCUAUGUACCCCGUCCUUGGGAAUGCGUGAGUUUAAAAGAGACCAGAAUUAUACACCAGCCUGUUGGCCAAGAGGUAACCUCUCCAAUGGUCAUGAAAUCACCAGAAAUGUCACAAUCUAGGACAUGCACCUAACACAACUUUGCAGAAGGCAGCAUCAGACCCAGAAAUUUCACCACUUUCUGUACCACAGAAGCCACCAUUACAACAUCCACCUCAGACUUGAAGCAGUAAGAACUGUACUAUAAGGACAAUCAUCUUGUCCGAGAAAUGGUACAUGGCAAUAUGUACAUGUCACUUUCUUACUUUAUCCUUUGAUGGGGCACCUGUACUGGGUCAUGGUAAAAGGUACUUUAAAGAAUAGUUUUUUGCUAAAUGCACCACAGCGAUAUCAAUUUCUGCUCUCAAUGUCAAAACACAAGGUGUACCCAGCAUCAUCACCAACACCACACCUUCUUCACAGAUGCCAUCCAGUCUCUUCACUUUUUGGAAUUUUCUGCUGUGUUGUCCAUCUGUCUGUCGCAGGAAGAUUUCGCACAUGUCCUGGGUCACUCUUUAUCUAACAUGAGCAGUGCAGGUCCACACUGGGGGGUGGGGGGUGGUGGACCUGGCUGCUAAUCUAGGAUAAUGCUAUCUGUUGUGUGAAUUCACAAGCAUCAACUCUAAUGGAAUCUGAAGAUGAUACAGUUGUCAGAGACUAUUAAAGGUCCUGCAAGCACUGCUCUUUCAAGAAAAUGUAGUUAGAACGCGGGCCUUUAACUGGUGGGGGUGGGGGGAUAGAAAGAUCCGGUUAAUAAAGGUGAAGGAAAUUCUCACUGGAUCAUGUAAUAAAAAUGCCAUAUUUCUAGUAAGACCUCAAUAAAGGUUUAAGGGACUGGGAAAUACCUAGAAAAGCCCAGAUUAGGACCUUGCAAUAAAGGCAAUUUAUUCUCUCAA
This is a messenger RNA of Pelobates fuscus (common spadefoot toad), 4479 nucleotides long. RefSeq names its product natriuretic peptide receptor 2 (gene NPR2). Gene Ontology annotation, biological process: protein phosphorylation; cGMP biosynthetic process; receptor guanylyl cyclase signaling pathway. NCBI's taxonomy places the organism in Eukaryota, Metazoa, Chordata, Amphibia, Anura, Pelobatidae. Gene Ontology annotation, cellular component: plasma membrane. Gene Ontology annotation, molecular function: peptide hormone binding; adenylate cyclase activity; natriuretic peptide receptor activity. The transcript is spliced from 22 exons. The record is from RefSeq and is a predicted model, not a curated record. Bases 166 to 3378 code for a protein of 1070 amino acids.